Messenger RNA from Eremothecium sinecaudum, 699 nucleotides. It is a transcript of the gene NOP16, whose product is annotated as Nop16p. The coding region runs from base 1 to 699 and encodes 232 amino acids. Gene Ontology annotation, biological process: ribosomal large subunit biogenesis. The record is from RefSeq and is a predicted model, not a curated record. NCBI's taxonomy places the organism in Eukaryota, Fungi, Ascomycota, Saccharomycetes, Saccharomycetales, Saccharomycetaceae. The transcript has a single exon. Gene Ontology annotation, cellular component: nucleolus.
AUGGCUUCAGUGCGUAAGAGAAAGAUGGCUAGAUCUUCCGUACGGAGGGUUUCUAGGAAGAAUAAGGACAAGCAAAGAAAGAUUAAUAUCUCCUGUAAUCCAAUUAUUGAAAGAAACUGGGACUACAAUUUAACUUUAGCCCAAAAUUAUAAAAAGUUGGGGCUAAGAGCUAAGCUGGGUAAACUUGCAGGGGGUGAAGAACCUGACUUGAGUAAAACUGUGAAGAAGAAACCAAUAACGAACCAUUCAUUUCCUAAUAUAGAUAGUGAUGAAAAUGAAAAUGAAGAUAAAACACUUUUUGAUUUAGAUAAUGAAGAGGAGUUUGACGAGAAUAAAAUCCCUGAAGGCGAGGCUCGUAUUCAGCGUAGUGCUGAUGGCUCUGUCAUUAGAGUAGUGUACGGUAAAAUGAAGAACAUUGACAUUGACGAUGAUAUUCCUACUUUACAAAAAAAAAUGCACCAAUCUGAGAAUCUGACACCAGUAGUAAGUGAACUUCUGGAGUAUUCCAAUCGCCCAAUUGUUAAAAGACCAAGAAUUCAAAGUUCUAGAGAAGAAGAAUGGUUAGAGAGACUUUAUAAUAAGCAUGGUGAUGACUAUAAUGGUAUGGCACGUGACCUGAAAUUAAAUAUUUAUCAACAGAGUAUUGGCGACAUAAAACGAAGAAUAUCUAAGUGGAAGAAAAAACAUAAUAUUUCCUAA